AUGGAAGAAAAUGAAAUAUGGAUGAAUCAAAUAAUUCAACAAGUAAAUAAAAUGAGUAUUAUUCCAUAUUACACAAUUGAUAAAAUUCCUAUAGAUAAGAAUGUAUUAUAUCUUAUUUAUGAAGAAAAUGAAAUAACAAUGGAAAUAAUAAAAGAAAUAGGAGUAAAAGAAUUUGAAAUAAUAAAAUAUGAUAAUAAAGGAAUUAAUUAUUUAAAAGAAAUUAAAGAUGAAGAAACAAUGAAAGAAUUUCAAAGAAAAAUGAAAAGAAAAGAAGAAGAAGAAGAAGAUAAUAAAAAUAUAUAUGAUAUAAUUGAAAUAAUUAAUAAAGGAGAAAUAAUUAAUAAAAUGAUAAUUCAUAUUUCAAGAAGUAUUUAUAAAAGAAUAGAAGACUAUAAUAAAGAAGAAAUAAUACAAGAAUUUAUAUAUUCAGGAAAUGAUUAUUGUAUAGUUAAUUUAAAAAUGAAUAAUGAAAAUAUAAUUAAUGAUUUAAUGAAAAUACGAAUGAACAAUUUAUUUUCAAAAUCUUUAGCAUCAAAACCAUUUAGUUGUAUUGUAUUUAAAAAAUCAACACCUGAUCAAAUUAUUCCAUUUCCAAGAAAACUUAAUGGAUAUAUUAUUACUAUUCCACAAAAUUAUUUUUAUAAUCAAAAAAGUUGGGAAUUUUAUGAACAUCCUCCUUUUUAUUUAACAACACCAAGCACUAUUUUAAUUUCUUCUGAUUGUUGUAAAGGAAAGAAUUUAUUUAUUAGUAAAUGUGAAUGUCCUAUAAUUAAUAAUAAUUUCUUUGCUUUUAAAGAAAGACGUUUAUCUUAUAAUUCUGAUCUUUUAUGGGCAAUUAAUACUGUUGAAAAACAAUUAAUUGCUAAAUACAUUGCUUCAAAAUUUUCUCUUCUUUCUAUUUCUAUUUUAUCUCAACGUGUUUUUAUUCAAACUGAUAUUAAUCUCCCUAGAAUUCUUAAAAUUUCUGAUCUUCUUUCUUUAAAUUCUCCUAGAAUUGCUAUUCUUGAACCUUGGGUUGAUGGUCUUUCUUCUUGUACUAAUACUCCUUCUUUUGAUGCUCUCAAACAUUGGUCUUAUUUCUAUACUUCAAAACGUUUAAUAUUUACUUCGAUGAUUUCUUCUCAUUCUUUUUCUCUUAAUCAUGACUCUCCUGUACUUGCUACUGAUAUCCAUCUAGCCCAUGAAAGUCUUUCUAAAUUUUUCUUUGCAAAUGAUGGUUCUUAUCCUGAUAUUCAAUCUCAUCUUACUCUUCAUCAUUGCAACUCUUUAUGUUCUUCUUUCCCUCUUUAA
Molecule: messenger RNA, 1290 nt
Organism: Entamoeba dispar SAW760
Lineage: Eukaryota; Evosea; Mastigamoebida; Endamoebidae
Exons: 1
Coding region: 1-1290 (429 amino acids)
Biological process (GO): protein phosphorylation
Molecular function (GO): protein serine/threonine kinase activity; ATP binding
Source: RefSeq, a predicted model, not a curated record